Messenger RNA from Egretta garzetta (little egret), 8592 nucleotides. RefSeq names its product ankyrin repeat and sterile alpha motif domain containing 1A (gene ANKS1A). Gene Ontology annotation, cellular component: cytosol. Gene Ontology annotation, molecular function: protein binding. NCBI's taxonomy places the organism in Eukaryota, Metazoa, Chordata, Aves, Pelecaniformes, Ardeidae. The record is from RefSeq and is a predicted model, not a curated record.
GUCAAGCCUAGAAAUGAGAGCCCAAAGAUGCUGUGGAUUCAUCUGGAGAGGGCCAAAUGUGAACUGCGUUGACAGUACUGGAUACACUCCACUGCACCAUGCUGCUUUGAAUGGUCAUAAGGAUGUGGUGGAAGUUCUGCUGAGGAACGACGCGCUAACCAAUGUAGCAGACUGUAAAGGCUGUUACCCGCUUCACCUGGCAGCUUGGAAAGGAGAUGCAGACAUAGUGAAGCUCCUCAUCCACCAGGGACCUUCGCAUACUAAAGUGAAUGAGCAGAAUGCUCUUGAGAUCAAAGAACUCAAAAAGUACGGCCCCUUUGACCCAUAUAUCAAUGCCAAGAACAACGACAACGAGACGGCGCUGCACUGCGCCGCACAGUACGGCCACACGGAGGUGGUGAAGGUCCUUCUGGAGGAGCUGACCGACCCCACCAUGCGCAAUAACAAGUUUGAGACUCCUCUGGACCUGGCCGCGCUCUACGGGAGGCUGGAAGUUGUGAAGAUGCUCUUGAACGCUCACCCCAAUCUUUUAAGCUGCAACACUAAGAAGCACACUCCCCUGCACUUGGCAGCUAGGAAUGGUCACAAAACUGUAGUCCAUGUCCUCCUGGAUGCUGGCAUGGAUAGCAACUAUCAGACUGAAAAAGGCAGUGCUUUGCACGAAGCUGCUUUGUUUGGCAAGACAGAUGUGGUACAAAUAUUGCUGGCUGCAGGUAUUGAUGUCAACAUAAAGGACAACAGAGGCCUGACAGCUCUGGAUAUUGUGAGGGAACUGCCUUCUCAGAAAAGCCAACACAUAGCGGCUCUCAUUGAAGAUUACACAAUUGGGAAGAAAAGUGCCAAAGCUGCAGAGAAGAGUGUUCAAGCGCCGCUUGUUCCAGCCACUGAUCCCGUGUGCCAGAUAUCUCAGGGUGAUGUGGAGAAAGCAGUUACAGAACUGAUCAUAGAUUUUGAUGUGAACCCAGAAAAGGAGAGCCCCUAUGAAGCUUUAUACAAUGCAACAUCCUGCCACUCCCUGGACAGCCUUGCCAGUGGGAGAUCUUCAGAUCGAGAGUCUGUGAAUAAGGAAGCGGAAUCUACUGGUCUCAAAGCAGCGGGAGUCAGGCCUAGAGAACGUCCACCCCCCCCUGCCAAGCCUCCACCUGAUGAAGAGGAGGAUCAGCCUGUGGAGAAGAAGAUAGGCCGUGGUGCUUCCUGUGAGGCCUCUGUCGCACGAGGAAAGAGCAGGGGAAGUGGAGCUGAGGAAGAGGAACACCCUUACGAGCUAUUGCUUACAGCAGAAACUAAAAAGCCAGUUGCGGUGGAUAGGAAAACAAAAGACCACAGGAGGAGCAGUGGCAGCAGCAGCCAGGACUCUGCCGACGGCCAGGACAUCCAGGUUCCAGAGCAGUUUUCAGGGCUGCUUCACGGUUCUUCCCCAAUCUGUGAGAUAAGUGAAGACCCUUUCAGGCUUGUUUCCUCCACGGAGAAAGGAGGCACGGAAGCUACAAGCCACCCACCUGCUAUGCAGCUGGAGGAUGCUGACUUACCCGCCUCUGGAUCAGUACGGACCAGCUCUCCGGACCAAAACCAGAAAGUGGUCUACGCAACCAUCCAGCACGCGCAUGUCAACCGGGCGGAUCCUGAAACUGUAGUCACGCCCCACGUACUACAGCACCCCGGCGGUGCUGAGGAAGAGGGGGACAGAGCUGUGGGCAGAGCCCACCCAGGGAGCAAGCCCAAAGCCGAGCUUAAACUCAGCCGCAGCUUGUCCAAAUCGGACUCUGAUCUUCUGACCUGCUCUCCGACAGAGGACGAUGCCAUGGGGAGCCGGAGUGAAUCGCUCUCGAACUGCAGCACUGGGAAGAAGAGGCUGGAGAAGUCCCCGUCCUUUGCUUCGGAGUGGGAUGAGAUUGAGAAAAUCAUGAGUUCCAUCGGCGAAGGCAUUGACUUUUCUCAGGAGCAGCAGAGGAUCUCAGGUUCGCGGAUGCUGGAGCAGAGUGUCGGGGAGUGGCUGGAGUCCAUCGGCCUGCAGCAAUAUGAGAGUAAGCUGCUUUUGAACGGCUUUGAUGAUGUCCGCUUCCUGGGCUGUAAUGUCAUGGAAGACCAGGACCUUCGGGACAUCGGGAUCAGUGACCCGCAGCACCGUCGGAAGCUCCUCCAGGCUGCUCGCUCCCUCCCAAAGUUGAAACCCCUGGGCUGUGAUGGGAACAGCCAGCCUUCGGUUCCCGCAUGGCUCGACUCCUUGGGGCUGCAGGAUUACAUUCAGUCGUUCCUCUCGAGCGGCUACAGCUCUAUUGACACUGUGAAAAACCUCUGGGAGCUUGAAAUAGUCAACGUGUUGAAAGUGAAUCUGCUUUUGAUCAUCGCCUCCCUGGCAGACAGACCGUACGAGGAGCCACCAGCAAAGCCGCCGCGGUUCUCACAGCUGAGAUGCCAGGACUUGAUCUCCCAGACGUCGUCGCCCCUGAGCCAGAACGACUCCUGCACGGGCAGAUCUGCCGAUCUCUUGCUGCCCUCCGGGGACACUGGGAAGAGGCAACACGACCGUGGCACCGAGGUUGCUCCCUACUCCAGAGCUGAGCGCUACAAAGCACAGGAGGACCGUCGGGAGUCAAAGCUGACCCUGCGCCCGCCCAGCCUGGCUGCACCAUACGCCCCAGUCCAAAACUGGCAGCACCAGCCGGAGAAGCUCAUCUUCGAGUCCUGCGGGUACGAGGCCAACUACUUGGGCUCCAUGCUGAUCAAAGACCUCCGAGGGACAGAGUCUACGCAGGACGCCUGUGCCAAGAUGAGGAAAUCCACAGAGCAUAUGAAGAAGAUCCCGACCAUAAUACUGUCCAUCACGUACAAAGGGGUGAAGUUCAUCGAUGCCUCUAACAAGAAUGUCAUUGCUGAGCAUGAGAUCCGGAACAUCUCCUGCGCUGCUCAGGACCCCGAGGAUCUCUGCACGUUCGCCUACAUCACCAAGGACCUGCAGACCAGCCACCACUACUGCCACGUCUUCAGCACCGUGGAUGUGAACCUGACGUACGAGAUCAUCCUCACGUUGGGGCAGGCGUUCGAGGUCGCCUACCAGCUGGCGCUCCAAGCCCAGAGAGCGAAGCCUUUGGGUGCCGCAGCAGGAGAAAUGAUCGAAACAAAAUCUUCCAAACCGGUGCCUAAACCGCGAGCCGGCAUGAGGAAAUCUGCACUGGAGCCCCCUGAAGUGGACCAAGACUCCCAGUCUCAUGCCAGUGUCUCCUGGGUCGUGGACCCCAAACAGGACUCCAAGCGGACCCUCAGCACUAAGUAUGAGACCACUAUCUUCUAAAGCAAACACACCCCGUGUCCACCUAGUCUAACCGUGCCUUUGCGAUCUGAUCUGUCUGCUGUUCUAAACUCCCUCUUCCUCCAGCUGCUCGCACUGAGCCCCGCGUAGGCACUACGUCAAAGGCAGCAGCACUUAGGAGACUGUAGACUUAAACAGCUUUUGUACCUGAUCACUACUGAACACUGUGAAUUCUCCUUACUCGGAAACAAGGGUAACACGCUGUUAGAUAUCCGUGAGGUGGGAGGUGCAGAGCGAUGCAGGCUGGGGGAAGCGGAGAUGUGGAUCCAGGAAGCCGCCUGCCGUUUUCACGUCUUGCCCCUCGCUCUGGCACUGUGAAUCCCUGGGGCAACGUGACACCCCCCAGGCCUUUUUUUUCUAUUUCACCUUCUUAUCCUUGGACUGAUGGAGACCUCUUGUCUCUGCGGUGCACGCACCCCCUCCUCCUAGAUCCUCUCCUUCCCGACUGAGCCACGGCUGCGUACUGUUCCAGUGAACUCACCCCUCUUUUUACCUGCCAUCCGAAUCGACACUAACCACUGUGAUGCUGUCUGCAAAUAACACGCGUUCACUAGAUUUCCUCACGGGGACCCUUGCCCGCAAUCUCUCCUCUCGAAGCCUGGAGCAGAAAACCUGCUCCGAUGGGAGCACUGGUUUGGGCCGGGUCUGAUGGUUCCUACUGUGAGUUUGUCCCCUCUCGGAGAUAGGCCUGGGUUUGGCUGCAUGCAUUUCAGUCCCGUGUAGGAUUUUCACCCCCCUGUAGUCCUUCUGUUUACACUCACCAAACUUCCCGUGAGCUAUGGCCGUAGUUCUCACCUGGCAGAUUGUAAAGAGGUUGAGCUUUUAAAGGCACAUGUUGUUAGCCCCGUGUUGGGAGAGAAAGGUGUUAGAGAGGGGCUGGAUACCAUCAGAGGUCUGAUAAAGCAGGCGGAGCUCUGCUGCAUUCAGCAGGCUCACUACGGUUGUGCUAAAGGGAGAAAUGUGAUUGAAAUCAGUCUGCUGCCGAUCCCAAAGCUUGUUUUUAGUCGACAAACCAUUGCACGGUGAGGGCUAUAGGGAUCUUGAAACAUCUGGCACCUUCCAUCCUUGAGAGCGAGGAUUUCGGUUAGAGACAGCCCUGCGUCAGCGGGCACCUCUGCCUUUUCUGGCUGUUUCUCAAGCGUGCGUGUUUUUCCUCUGGGAAAACGUCCCCAUUUCCGUGUAACUCAGUAGAAGCAGCUUUUCAUUCCAGAAUAUGACUGGGAAUCGUUUGCAUGAGACCACAGGGCGCUUGGCACAGGUCAGAGCGGAGCUGGGACAGGUCUGGGAAAUGCUAUACAGCGGCUCAUGACCCCGUGAAAGCCCCAGCCCCAGCCAUCCACGGUCCUACCCCUGGUUCCUUCACUUGCAUUUGCAAAGCUCACCGAGAUGAAACUGAGGAGGAGGAGGAUCUGAUGAAUAACAGCCCUGGCAGGCAGGACUCCUGCCCCGGUGCUGCUUCUCCCCGACUUGCUGUGCGUCCAAGCAGCUUUGCCUCUUUACCUCAGUUUCCCCACGUACGGGAUGGGGACGUACUUACCUACCUCUCGGGGGCGUGGGGCUCGCUCCGUUUUGCAGAGCAGUUUUAAGACCCUUUAGUGAAAGGCGCUGUGACUUCCACACCGUGGCAGCAAACCCCCGACGCUCUCCUGACGGGUGAAGUACUUCACUCGCACGGACGGCCUCGUAGCAAAGCUGCGUCUUGGAGCCCCCCCGGCCCCUCGCAGGCAGCGGCCGUGCGCCUUUCCCAGCAGAGGGCUGAGCAGAUGGGGCAGCGGGAGAGGGGCUGCAGCCGUCCGGUAGCUGGGCUGCACAAAGCUCGCUGCUCUGCGCCUUGAUGCGAGCGUCUGAACUCACCGUGGGGUUUGCAUCUUGGCAAAAUCCCCUCGCAGCCCGGUUUUGGAGAGCCGGUGGUGACAGUGGGUCUGCGUUAGAGCUGAGAAGGGGUGGACAGCAGCUACCUGCUCUCCUCGGCCCGAGGUGUCCGGGUGGACAUUUGAGAUGUAAACAGGGAAGAGGAUGCACUCGGAUCUCCAGUAAAGCUCCAUUUCCAAAAUAACUUUUAGAAUUUACCCCAAAUUUCCUUUUGCAAUCACCAGUUGGCAUCAGCAGGGAGCGGUCGGAACAGCAGCCCCAGGUUAUUUGUACACCUGGUAUUUAGGGGCUAGAACAAGCUUGGCUGAGUUUUGCCAGGGCUUUAGAGCUGACAGCUUCUGUUUCCCCAGACCUGGGGUGAAAUCUGAUGUUUCAAAAUCUUUAUUUAGCUCUUUCUCAGGAACGGGUUCCAUCUCCCAAGUCCUUUGUGGCACCGAGUGGCAAACUGACUUCAAAAUAAGGGCCAGGCUAGCGAGAACCCAAGAGAGAGGACUAAAAGGGUUGUCUAAAAGAAGAAAAAAAAAAAGGAAAGCUCCGUCUAGUGCAUACAUUUCAUAUGCCAUGGAGCCCCUUAAGACAGAGCCAGCGCCCCUCUGCCUGAAGCCCCCCGAAGCAGAGGUCGCGCUGCAGUUGCCCGAAGGGCUGCAGUGCCGUCCUGUUAGCCCGGGCACUGCGGGAAGCGGAGUCUUGCUGUGCCUGAAGUGCUCAAAAAGAGGUUGGGUUUGGGGUUGAGCAGCAGCUUCCCAAGCUGUAAGAGUGCCCUGAGGGUCUCUAUAUCCUUCAAAGAGAGAGGGAAUUAAUGAGAGGGACGGUAGCACAGUUUCUACGUGUAAGCAUUUACCGUGCAGUUGCCCACACAUACGCCAGAUUUUGGAGGGUCUGAGCUCUUGCGUCUCCCCCUGCCUUCAGCUGGGAAGGGCGGGUUCCUCAGCACCUCCUAAAACCGGGCCACUAGAGCAUGUGCCUUUCUAAGGGUGACCGUCCACCCCCAGCUGGGGUCACAGGCAGCCCUGCCUAAACGACAAAGCGUCCGCUGUGUCCCCCUAACCCUCACGGUUGUGUCCCAUCUCCUGGCUGUACGCCUCGUUCUCUCCCAGCGCUGUUUUUGUAUGACUCGGAAAUCAUUCAUUCCAUUAUCUUCCUUUCUGUUUGCCUCUGAAAAGCUGAUCUCCGGGCAGCUGUCUCCUACCACGGAAAUGUAGUAACGGGGCAGAGACCUAAGAAGCAGUGGCCCGCUGACACGAAGAUCAUCUCCAUCUGGCACUGGUGUCUGCCUCGGAGUGGGUGCAUUGGCUGCUCCAAAAAGUGAGGGCUCCCAAAGCAGAGGGGGGAAAGGGAUCCCAGCCACCAGCUGAGAAAAGCAGCUCUCUCCAUUUCUAGCAAAGGAAAGUUGAGACUUCCGAGGCCGGGAGCGAUGUCACCUUUUCUAGUUUGAGACAAACAUCUUUCGACCCGUUUCUUUUUGGUUUUUUUUGUUUUUUUUUUCUUAACGUGCGAAAUGAUGCAGAGCAAAUCCAGCUCACGGUUUCAAUGUAGCACUGCAUUUUUUUGGUGAGGAAAAAAAAAAAACCCAACCAACAUAUAUCCUUAUUUACUGAAAAUCCACGCAGUCCGGCAAGGAGUACAAUAGAAAGUCUUAGCAGUGGGAGUGGUGUGCGCAUCUCUAACGGUACUUAAAUUUGCUUCAAUUCUGGGUGAACAGUAGAGAACGCCAAAUUCUUGGAAAUAACUUCCUCCAGCGUGAGAAGCCUUGCAGGGUAAGGCUGCAGCCGUUGAUUUCAAAGCUACUCCACGCGCUUUUAUAGCAAAUGGAAAUAAGGAAAAAUAAAAAGAGUCUGCAAAGGAUCUUUCACCCCAGAGUGGUUGUGGCCAAGUAUUACCGAAGGUACAAAGCUUGCUUCCCCUACAGAGAACUGUUGCGUUGCAAUACUUGACGUUUCUAUGGCAAAGACACAAUUUCGUCCCAUUUACGCACUGACUACCUGGAGACGACUCCCUUCUCCAGCCUCUUGUGCACCUGUCUUGUUUUUAAAUGCAGUUAUGCCCUGAAGGGUUGGGGUUGGUUGUUUGGUUUGUUUUUUUUUUUUUUUUAAAGUAUAUUCAAUUGUGAUUUAGCACUUUUUUGAUACUAGCUCGUUAUUUAAUGAGUGCAACAGUUUCAGAAGAUGAACAAAUAAGGAGUUAAAUUGUGGGCAUUACACCGAAACAGUUCCUACCCGAGGAUAAAUCAUAUCCACCCGAGGGUGGCUUGGCCCCCACCUAAGCCCGGUAUCCCCAAAUACCACCAUCUCGAAGGUGCUGCGUGCUUUUCUUUCGAAUUACCAGAGUAUUUAACAGUGAUUUAAUUUGGCUGUGACUGAUGUGUUUUCACAGUCCUGUUCCCCUCAAGGAAGAGACGUUCAGAUGGUUGUGACUUUAAUUCUUCAGACGCAAAAAUGUAGCGCAGCGCGUUUGUUGUAAUCUCGACAGGCGCUGGAAUGGUUGGGGGUGUGGGACCCUGCUGCUUUACUAGAAUGAUAUGCCCGAAUCAUUUCUGUUUAACUCCGGUUGCUGCUGUACGUCAGGAUUUCAUUUGGUCUCUCCAGCCAGUGAGGCUGGGAGAGAAAUGAACCGUAAUCCCAAGGGCAUAGACCUGUAAAUUAUUAGGAGGGGGAAGUGGAGUUUGGGUUUGGUUUUUUUUUUUUUUUUAAGUUGAUGAAUUUAGGAAACCUAACAUUCCUUGUUAUGCAUAUGUUGCAAUUCAUGCUGGUGUAAGUGUAAAUAUUUGGUGUGUUGGCAACAAGUCUUUUUGGAGAGAUUGCAAAUUGAACCUCUGCUUGGGAGGAGGGACACCUUUCUUUUUUUUUUGAUGCAUGGAGCUUUUUGAAGGUUGGCUUGGAGGUGAUGUGGUGAUGAAGACUCCAAUCUUCAGGGGACUGGGCUCGGUGACCCUGGUGGUCCUUUCCAGUCCUGCGUGUAAUCCUAUGGUUGUCUUUAGUGAUCCAACAGUUCUUUAGCCAGAUGCUCUCUUUCUCACUCCAUAGACAAAGCAAUUGUUUUGGCAGUGCGUCUCCCCUUUUCUUUCCAUGGGUCUUCUCAAGGUACUUGCAUGCUGGAGGCUGAUCCUGGACCAUGCCAGCUACUGACUCCCAGAAAUCUGCGAACCAUCCAUUGCACAGUAUUCCGGCUCUUCCUCCCUGUGAGGUUUUGCAGGAUCUGGAGGAAAGUGCCCUCAAUUUCUGGUGCUGAAUAGGACUUUGAGUCAAAACGCAUCUGCUGGGUUACCUGCCUGGGAAAAGGUGGUGCUGCCCUGGGCCUUGCUCCCCUUUUUAAGGACAGAUUGUAUUUUACAGACAUUGGUUUAUGGCAUGAGUCCGGGCUGAGAACUCUAGACAGGUAAACUAAUGUGCAGAGUUGUCUUUUUUUUUUUU